AGUCCAGUUUGUAGUCGCUUCUAAACAAACCUCCUCUGCACCCAACAUUUUCUUAAUUUACUUUAUUCCGCGCUGUCAGUUCUUUUGAUUACUGAAGUUGUGGUUUAAUUUAACAGUCCUUUUUUUAUUCGUGAAGGUUUAAAUAUGCUUCGUUUGAGAGGGGCGGUGUGGCAGUCUUGGAGAGGGUUUAAAACUUCCUCUUGUUCUGCCGUAGAGGUAAAGAAUGAGCCCAUUUUAGGAUUUAAAGAGGGAAGCCAAGAAAGAAAAGAACUCUUGCAGGCUUUACAAAAUUUGCACGGAAAAACAGAGGAGAUCCCAUGUGUGGUUGGAGAUGAACAAGUUUGGACCAAAGACAUCAGAUAUCAGUUAUCACCAUUCAAUCAUUCACACAAAGUCGCCAAGUUUUGUUACGCUGACAAGGAGCUGAUAAAUAAAGCUAUUCUGGCAUCUGUUGCUGCGAGGAGAGAAUGGGACUUAAAGCCUGUCCAGGAUAGAGCACAGAUUCUCUUUAAAGCAGCAGACGUCAUCAGUGGGCCCAGGAGAGCAGAGGUCCUCGCUAAGACUAUGAUUGGACAGGCUAAGACCGUCAUUCAGGCCGAGAUUGAUGCUGCAGCUGAACUAAUAGACUUUUUUAGAUUCAAUGCCAAACAUGCCAUUGAGCUCCAAUCACAGCAGCCCAUCGAUGCUCCAGGAAGCACAAAUACAAUGCUCUAUCGUGGACUUGAGGGCUUCGUGGCUGCUGUCGCCCCCUUUAACUUUACUGCUAUUGGUGGGAAUCUUGCCGGUACGCCAGCUCUGAUGGGUAACGUGGUUUUAUGGAAGCCCAGCGACACCGCCAUGUCUGCGAGCUACGCCGUCUAUAAGAUCCUGCGGGAGUGCGGCCUGCCCCCGAACAUCAUCCAGUUCUUACCCGCUGACGGACCCGUGUUUGGAGACGCCGUCACUGCGUCCGAGCACCUCGCAGGCAUCAACUUCACAGGCAGCGUACCAACAUUCAAACGUCUUUGGAAACAAGUUGGUGAGAAUUUGGACAAAUACAAGAACUUUCCACGGAUAGCAGGAGAGUGUGGAGGAAAAAACUUUCACUUUGUCCAUAAGUCGGCCGAUGUUCAAAGUGUAGUGAUGGGGACGAUCCGCUCAGCUUUUGAGUACGGGGGUCAGAAAUGCUCCGCCUGUUCACGGAUGUAUGUCCCUGAUUCACUUUGGCCACAGAUCAAACAGGAGCUUCUGUCUGUGCACAAACAGAUGAAAGUAGGAGACCCUGUUCAGGACCUGAGUACAUUUUUCUCUGCUGUUAUUGACGACAAGUCAUUUGGUCGCAUAAAGAAGUGGCUUGACUACGCGAAGUCCUCCCCCAACCUAAAGAUCGUCGCUGGUGGAAACUGCGACGACCAAAAGGGAUAUUUUGUGGAACCGACAAUCAUUGAGACCAAAGACCCACAGGACAAUAUCAUGAAAGAGGAAAUCUUCGGGCCAGUUCUCACAGUGUACGUUUAUCCCGAGGAAAACUACAAAACAGUGCUGAGUCUAAUCGACAGCACAUCUCCCUACGCCCUCACGGGGGCAGUGUUUGCACAAGACAAAAAUGUCAUUGAGGAGGCUGCAAAAGUUUUGAGAAAUGCUGCAGGGAACUACUACGUCAAUGACAAAUCCACUGGCUCCAUUGUCGCCCAGCAGCCAUUUGGGGGCGCCAGAGCUUCAGGAACAAAUGACAAACCAGGAGGACCACACUAUGUUCUACGAUGGACGUCCCCUCAGGUUGUGAAGGAGACGCAUGUCCCCCUGACCGAGUGGAAGUACUCCUACAUGACUUAAACAACAUCCAGAAACAUAAGAAACAUCGGCGUAUUCUCCGUCCUGGUAACAAAGGUUUACCCCGUCCUUCAAAGAUAAAGAUGAACUUUACAAAUGUCAUGGAUAACCUUUCGUCCGGCUGCUCGUCGUUUUCUCUGUAAACGUCCUGUACGGUUCAGGUUACACAUCAUAUUAACUGUACUAAAAAUAAAAGUAUAUUUUAAUUAUUUAAAUGUAGGCCAUUAGUGUAUUUUUUAAUAUAUCUUCAACAUGUGAAUAUGUUGAGAUAAUCGAGUCGUGGGUCAUGGAUCUGUUCACUGUUUUGUUACAAAACCAUUAGGGCUUAAGUUAAAGAUCUUUGUCUUUGAACGUUACAUUUUUUAUUUGUGUGUGUGGACUGGUAGAAUCACAACAUUUCAACUGCAAGAAUUAAACAUAAACAUUUUAUUCUUCAGUCUAAUAAGAGUUUUAAUUUUCUACUCUUGACCCUGUUUUAGAUAAAUAUCAUCUGGUUUAUGCAGAUUAUGACAUAAUGACACUUGUGCCUGUUAUAAAUUAAAUAUAAUAUUUUUGUCAAUAAAGAACAAAACAUUCUU
Molecule: messenger RNA, 2390 nt
Organism: Periophthalmus magnuspinnatus
Lineage: Eukaryota; Metazoa; Chordata; Actinopteri; Gobiiformes; Gobiidae
Gene: aldh4a1
Product: aldehyde dehydrogenase 4 family, member A1
Exons: 16
Coding region: 145-1815 (556 amino acids)
Molecular function (GO): L-glutamate gamma-semialdehyde dehydrogenase (NAD+) activity
Source: RefSeq, a predicted model, not a curated record